GUUUGACUGUGAUCGGUCUCCCUUCUCGGCUUGUAUACAGCGAAUCUUUUCCUCCGGAUCCAAACCAAGGCCGCCCGUCGGUGCCGCGCGUAGAAUUCCUCUCAUCGACCGCCCUAUCCUGCCUUUUUCGGUUCCUCUUAACCGUUCGGUUCCCUUGUCCAUAUUCCUGCCAAAAUUUCUCCUGAAUUCUAGGUUUCUUCCCUUUCGGUGAGGCUGAAAGGAGUGAGAAGAGAGUGUGCUGUUCUCGAGGGGGAUCUCCUAUUCCCACAAAUCCAUGGUCGCACACUAGUUGAUCUCGCAGCGCUGAUUCGCACCUCGAUCUUAUUCCCCUCUUCCACUGAGGCGCAGUAGAGCGACGAGAUUUGAAACCCCGUGACUGCAAAGUAACAUUUUUUAGUCAUUUGCUUCCUCUUCUCGUGGUGUUUCAGUUGUUGCUUCGGAAAAGUAUUUGUUAUAGCUCGAAUUGCCUCCAAGUUGGAGUUUUCCCUUCUUUAUUGGAUAAUUUCCACGAGGUUUUUGAGUGCACUGUUCAUUUGCGUGCUUGAAUUUAUAGUUUGGAAAGCCUUUACUCGAGCUAUUACUCUUUCGAUGAAGUCAUCUGUAUGAAUUUCUUUUCUCCCCGGCAAAAGCUCUUCUUUGCUUUGACGUUUGUUUCGUGGCUUUAUUCAAGCGGAAACGUGAGGCUCUCAUAGCGGGACAAGCUAAAAGGAAUCUCCUUUCAUUGCUGGUUUAGCUUGCCUGUACUCUUCUCUUUCUUCUAUGUCUUUGCGGGCUGGCGUGCGAUUUGUCACGUAGAGAUCAAGAAACGGGCCAACUAAUUUCUGGUUGGCAACGAAUGGUCGAAAGAAGAACCGACCGACCUAUUUGAUUGCUCGGUUGUAGAUGGACUUGUGAGAUUGGACCGAGUAUGAAGUGUCAGAGUAAUGAUUCAAUACCCGUGAGCUACUGUCCCUUUUUAGUUGGCAUUUAUUAAUAUUUUCCGAGCUUCGUUGACUGCUAGCUUUCGGUGCCACGUUUCAGCGCUUCCUUGUGGAAUCUUCCAUCUUCAUGCAUGAGAAUUUAUUCAUCUGGUAUGUUCCGGGAAGUCGCUGACAAAUUAUUUCAUUGAUUUGUCGGGUAGUCCCCGAGGAUCGAGGGAAAAGUUUCCUGCUCCGUCAGUUUCCUUGUUGUCCUAAGAGUGACUUGGUUAUCUUCCAAAAAAAUAGGAUCGAUUCAGUCUUUAGGGACUUCUCGGAGCUGAUAGUUGGUCCAUUUUGUAUUUGUUAGAACUAAGACUCGAAUAUGGGAUGCCUGCUUUCUAAAGAAAAGGAUUCGGAUAUCGGAAACAGAAAACGGCCAGGGAAUGUGGGGGAGGUGGCAGUUUUUGUACCCGGGUUGCGAGUCCCAAAAAGCGUGGACUUGUUUCAGUCACUUGGUGAUAGCCUGCCGAGGAGUUUGAUCGAACGCCUGUCAGCCUUGAGGACCAGAAUUGUAGUUAUGGCUGCUCAAGAGGCCCCUACUGUGGCGAAGCCCAGGAGGAAAACGGCAACUCAGCAUGGAGGUUCUAGUUUGGCUGAUCUUCGGCAGGCUCUUGAAGACUACUUACCAGUCCUUCUUGGUUUGGUAAAAGAUGGAAGUCAGCUAGUAGACAGCGUUCACUUUGUAUGGACUAACCAGGAGGAUGAUGCUGAGGAAAAGAAAAUUGCAAAUGCUUGGUACGAGGUGCUCUCAAUUCUGCACUUGAUGGCCAUGCUGUGCUUUUCUGAAGCCAACUCCUUGCUUCUUCCUAAAACAUCUAGUGAUACCAAUUUAAAAAUUUCUGAAGAGAGUAGGAGGACUGCAAUUGAUCUAUUCUUAAAAGCAGCUGGUUAUUUGGAUUGUGCUAUUCAACAUGUUCUUCCUCAACUUCCUCCUGAUCUAAGGAUGGAUCUUCCUGUCGAUCUCGCUGAAGGAGUGCUCCACUCUCUUCUUAUGCAAGCAUUGGGUCAGAGCGUGGAUAUUCAACUAGGAAUGGCGAUGGAUAGUCCCAAGGCUACACUGGCUGUCAAGAGGAGGCUAGCAUGUGAGAUGCUUAAGUGCUGGCAUCAGGCAGAGGACAGCAUCACAAAGUAUCCCUUAGCUGAAGGUUGGAGAGGAAAACAUCAACUAUUUAUCAAGUGGAAGUAUGUUGAAGCAAAGGCUGCUGCUUAUUAUUAUCAUGGUGUUAUUCUUGAUGAGGGUAACACUGAGAAAUCCCAUAGGAUGGCAGUCGCUGCUCUCCAAACUGCUGAAGAGUUUCUUAAACAAAGCAAAAAGGCAUCUGAUGCAUUCAAUGCAAUGCCUCCUACAUCGAGGAAUCCUCCUUCCUGGGGUUCUAUGAAAUAUCUAUACGAGAAAAUCCCGAAAGAUGCGGCGAACAAGGUUCGCAUAAAUCAGGACCUCUACAGUCAAGACAGGAUCCUUGAGAGAGCGCCGACGUUACCAGAUUUUGCGGUGGCUCUUAAACCAGACAAUUAUCGACUUCCAGAGGUGGACCAUGCUUGGAAUCAAGAAAGCAUCAACAAUUUGAACAAGCUGGCUGGAUGAUCUCAUAAUGAUAUUCCUUGCAUAUAUUGUAAUCUUUGACAGUUAAAAAAUUAUAGUUUUUUUGGUGGUUUUUUGAAAUAAUAUACUUGAAAGUACAGUAAAAUCGAUUCCCUGGUGAUAUACUUCUGAUAGAAACUAAAAAAUGUUGCAGAUUUUUGUU
Zingiber officinale is the source of this 2704-nucleotide messenger RNA. RefSeq lists its product as uncharacterized. Lineage: Eukaryota; Viridiplantae; Streptophyta; Magnoliopsida; Zingiberales; Zingiberaceae. The coding region runs from base 1282 to 2544 and encodes 420 amino acids. The record is from RefSeq and is a predicted model, not a curated record. The transcript is spliced from 11 exons.